This is a messenger RNA of Pyricularia oryzae 70-15, 171 nucleotides long. RefSeq lists its product as uncharacterized. Lineage: Eukaryota; Fungi; Ascomycota; Sordariomycetes; Magnaporthales; Pyriculariaceae. The coding region runs from base 1 to 171 and encodes 56 amino acids. The transcript has 2 exons. The record is from RefSeq and is a predicted model, not a curated record.
AUGACCGAGCCUAGGGUGAUGAAGGGUGGAGGAACUGGCGCUCGGGAUUUUGAUCCCCAGAAACGUAGGCGAAGGCGAUUUCCACCGGAGGACGUUCUUCUGAUCAUUUUUGCCGCCAAGGCAAGUUCGAAGUGGCGGAACGGAGUGUUGGUGGCGCGUCUAGGUACUUGA